UGGAGAUAAGUGGAAGGCAUUUAGUAAGAUUUUGCCGGGAAAUGCAAACAACAACAACAAUUCGUCAAUAAAAACCCGCAAAACGGAUACAUUUCCAAGAAAUUGUAUAUCUUAAAUUCAUCAUCUGCCAUAAAGGAAAUAAUGUCUGCAUCAAAUUUAACUUCAGAACAGUUAAGGCGCAUAGAAGAAAACAAGAGAAAAGCGCUUGCCAAAUUAGCUCAGAAAAACAAGCAACCCCACAGUGGUCCUCCAGUUGACCAGCAACCAACCUCAGUAUCAAACAUUCCAGGACCUCAAAAUAGUGUGAAGUCAGUGAUAAAACCUCCGUCAAAGCCAAUUGCACAUGUCCCUUACAAUGUCAAGGCUGUUAUCAAUAUCUCUGAGACUUCAAAGUCAAAUGAACCGGUAAAUGUCGCAGACAGUUUUCAGGCUGUCACUUUUAAGUCUGAGACUUCAAAGUCAAGUGUAAAUGUCGCUGACAGUUUUAAGGCUGUCACAUUUAAUUCUGAGACUUCAAAAACAAGGGUAAUUGUUGCUAACAGUUUUAAGUCUGUCACGAAUGACUCCGAGACAUUGAAUAGAGUUUCGGUUUUAUGUCGGUAUAAAAAUGAAAAUCUAAGCAACAAAAACAUAAAUGGUGACACAAACAAUACACAUGUGCUUGCAGAUAACAACAGUCUCAGUUCAGCAGAGAGAAUUGAACAGAAUAGACUUAAGGCUCUAGCAAAAAGAGCAGAAAAGCAUAAGAGUCCAAUAAAACAAGCCAGCAAUGUGCUCACUAAUUCUACAAACAGUAUGGGACAGUGUAUCAUUAACACAAGAGACAAAGGCGGUCAAGUGACACACCCUCAAAACUCAUUCACAUCAUACAACAAAAUACCUUCAGCAGGGUCAAAUCUCCUAGAGACCAAUCAGGCUUCAGCAGGGUCACAUCUAGUGACCAAUCAGGCUUCAGCAGGGUCACAGCUCCUAGUGACCAAUCAGGCUUCAGCAGGGUCAAAUCUCAUAGUAACCAAUCAGGAGACAAAAACUUCUACAAAUGUAACAUCCUUUCAGAAAGGUGUCAAUGUGUUUUCUGCUUGGGAAAGAAGUGAUUCACAGUUGAGGACCACAGAGAAUGUGUUGCCUGCAGCAACAUGUAGUUCUGAUCAGACUUUGAAAAGACCCAGUUUUUUUGGGGCACCCUCAAAGGGGGAAUGCAUCCUGGUAUCUAGGGAUCGUUUCACAGUGAAAAUCGGAUAUUGUGCCCCAUUGAUUGAGCUCUUCAAAACCAUGAACACAAAGUUGUACGAUGCACCCGCAAAACAAUGGACCAUCAGUUUGUCAGAAUACAAUAAGUUUAUGACAUCGUGCAUGAGUCUGAAACCAGCAGUGACUGUGGAGCCAUUACCCAAAGCACUGCUGACUGCAUUUGCGGUUCAGAUCAAAGGAGGCAACCCAAGCAGGGAUAUUCCGAUAGCAGACCUUUCAAGUGUAGAACAGUCGCUGGUUUCCUCCCUUAUGUCAUUCCAGAGGAAAGGGGUUGAUUUUGGCGUGUCCAAGAAUGGGCGUGUGUUGAUAGCAGACGACAUGGGCCUGGGAAAGACAAUACAAGCAAUCUGCCUGGCUCGCUAUUACAAGGACGAGUGGCCCCUACUUGUGGUAGUUCCCUCGUCAGUCCGCUUUGACUGGUCACAGCAAUUCCAGCGCUGGGUUCCAUCUCUGGACCCCCAGUCAGUGAAUGUGGUGGUGGCGGGCAAGGACAGCUGUACCUCGGGUCUAAUCAACAUUCUCAGCUAUGACCUCAUGGCCAGACAGGCCGAGGCACUGAUGAAGAAGAGGUUUCAAGUCAUUAUAAUGGACGAAUGUCACCUACUGAAGAACUACAAGACAGCCAGGUGCAAGGCUGCCAUGCCCUUGUUGCAGACUGCCAGGCGGGUGAUCCUACUCAGUGGCACACCAGCUCUGUCCCGCCCCUCGGAACUGUACACCCAGAUCAACGCAGUGUGCCCGUACUUGUUCAAGUACCACGACUUUGGUGUGCGCUACUGUGAUGGGCGCCAGGAGAGAUGGGGCUGGGACUAUACGGGCUCAUCCAAUAUGGGAGAGCUGCAGAUACUCUUGGAGGAAAGGGUGAUGAUCAGGCGCCUCAAAAAGGACGUACUGACAGAGCUGCCAGACAAAAUCCGUAAGAUGAUCCUGCUUGACCCUGGGUCAAUCAAGGUCAGCAGGGAGUUGAGGUCAGCAUCAAAGGUCAUGACCUCUGCUAACCUAAAGAAAAAGGAUGAGCAAGGUGCUUUGUUGGAUUUUUUCCACAAGUCUGGCUUUGCAAAGAUGAAGGCUAUCAAGAACUAUGUAGAGGAGCUUCUGGAGGGGGAGAACAAGUUCCUAAUUUUUGGUCACCAUGGCGACAUACUGGACGGCAUUGAGGAAAUCGUGAAAGCAAAAAUUGGUACCCAAUAUAUCCGUAUCGAUGGCAAGACAAGCUCCGAGCAGCGAAACGUUUUCUGUCAGAAGUUCCAACUCCGUGACGACAUACGGGUUGCCAUCUUGUCCAUCACGGCCUGCAAUGCGGGUCUCAACUUGUCUGCUGCUAACCUGGUCGUAUUUGCAGAGCUCUUCUGGAACCCAGGGAUUCUGGUUCAGGCAGAGGAUCGCGCCCACCGUAUCGGCCAGCAGGACUCUGUGGUUGUGCAGUACCUUGUAGCCACGGGCACAUCGGAUGACCACAUCUGGCCUAUGAUACAGAAGAAGUUGGAUGUUCUGGGUCGGGCGGGGCUGACCAAGGACAACUUCUCCUCCGCAGAGACCACUCAACUCACGGACCAGCGUCAGAUGGAGAUCAGCCAGUUUCUUGACGAGUCAUUCCACAUUGACUCGAGCAGCAUGCUAGAAGAUUCAGACAACCGCAGCGUACAAACGUCUCCCAGCAAAUCUUUCAAGCAACAGAGUAUUCUAAAGUAUACGUCCCCUACGAAGGACCUGCCAGCAACUUCCACCAACAGUUCAGGUAGUUCUCCGCGGAAACGGAAUCCAGUUCAGACAACAUUGUUCAGCGCUUUUGGCAAAACAAACUUAGUCAAGGCAGCGUCUUCAAGCAAUAACAAAUCUGCAACAGUAGGGCUGAAUUCGGGUUCAGCUCAGAAUUGUAAAGGUCAAGUAUGCGACCUUGAUGGUGAGUUUGAUGACCUUGACGAGAUUUUGGAAGAGAAUGAGAAAAAAUGGGAGGAGCCAGUAAAUAAAAAACGAAAAUCAAGUGUCUAGGCAGAAAGAUGUGUUGAUACUGUUAGCCUGCGCGGACUGCCCGUCCUCAUCUGGGACGACACUUUAAUUACAUGUAAUAAAAAUGAAGAAUUGUGUGAGUGUGGAUGUUGAUACCAAGCCAGCAAGUAAUAAGAUCUGACUUGGUGCUGACAGGGUAUAUCAUGUGCUCACUUAAAUUAAAUUAAAGACCUUUCUUUAUAGAUUUAAGGUUGUGAUAGGUUGCCAGUAAAUAAACAACAGGGCCAAGAUGGCCCUAGUUCGCUCACCUGA
Molecule: messenger RNA, 3513 nt
Organism: Dreissena polymorpha
Lineage: Eukaryota; Metazoa; Mollusca; Bivalvia; Myida; Dreissenidae
Product: SWI/SNF-related matrix-associated actin-dependent regulator of chromatin subfamily A-like protein 1
Exons: 16
Coding region: 142-3243 (1033 amino acids)
Biological process (GO): DNA repair; replication fork processing
Cellular component (GO): nuclear replication fork
Molecular function (GO): ATP binding; ATP-dependent chromatin remodeler activity
Source: RefSeq, a predicted model, not a curated record